Talaromyces amestolkiae is the source of this 1716-nucleotide messenger RNA. RefSeq lists its product as uncharacterized. Lineage: Eukaryota; Fungi; Ascomycota; Eurotiomycetes; Eurotiales; Trichocomaceae. The coding region runs from base 1 to 1716 and encodes 571 amino acids. Gene Ontology annotation, biological process: iron ion transport; intracellular manganese ion homeostasis. Gene Ontology annotation, cellular component: membrane. Gene Ontology annotation, molecular function: manganese ion transmembrane transporter activity; cadmium ion transmembrane transporter activity. The transcript has 2 exons. The record is from RefSeq and is a predicted model, not a curated record.
AUGAAUCAACCAUCCAGGACUGACGACACUCUGGAACACCCAGGCUGGAACCAGAACCCGUCAGCCCUCAAUGCAGACGCAACAACCAGAAAUGAUUUCAACGGCAUAAUCAAUCUUAGAAAUCGAAGAGAUCAUUCAUUACAGACGAGCUCACAGGAUGAGUUAGCCCAGAUAGCUGUGAUACCUCCACCGCCAGAUCCAUCUUCUUCACCAAAGGCAGCAGCAGGAGGCGUCUUGACGACCACGACAGGAAAUGAUACACCGCAAUCGCGCAGUAAAGCACUCACUAUGUCCAUCUCAGUGCCCAAAUUCCUCCGUCCCAUCGUCAAAUUCGCCUCCUUUAUCGGCCCGGGUUUCUUGAUUGCUGUUGCAUACAUCGACCCGGGCAACUAUGCGACAGAUGCCGCUGCCGGCGCCCAGAGCAAAUAUGCUCUACUCUUUGUCGUACUAAUGUCAAAUUUAUUUGCUGUGUUUCUGCAAUCUCUCUGCAUCAAGCUGGGCAGUGUGACGGGCCUCAACCUUGCGGAGAAUUGUAGAGCGCAUCUUCCGAAAUGGCUUAAUAUCAUAUUGUAUAUUCUGUCGGAAGCGGCUAUUAUAGCUACUGAUAUCGCGGAGGUAAUCGGCUCAGCGAUAGCACUAAACCUCCUCCUCAAAGUUCCCCUCGUAGCAGGCUGCGUCAUCACCAUGGCCGACGUGCUCAUUCUUCUAAUCUUCUAUCGCCCACAGGGAUCAAUGUGGGGACUUCGAGCCUUUGAGUUCUUCGUCAUGCUACUUGUGCUCGGCGUGGUGGUAUGUUUCUGUAUUCAACUGUCCUUAGUUAAGACCCAAUCCGUCGGUGAAGUGUUUCGAGGAUAUCUGCCCUCGCCAGCGGUCAUCCAAGGCUCGGGACUGUAUCAGAGUUGCGGUAUUAUCGGGGCUACCGUCAUGCCUCAUUCGCUCUUUCUGGGUAGUGGAUCUGUUCAACCACGGCUUAAAGAGUAUGAUCUCAACGCUGGUUAUAUCGAGCCUUCCUCCGAACAUGACGACGAGAUAUAUCGUCCUUCGAUCCACGCUAUCCGUGGCUGCUUGAAAUAUUCCAUUAUUGAAUUGACUCUGACCUUAUUCACAUUCGCGCUCUUUAUCAACAGCGCCAUUCUUAUCGUCGCCGCAGCUGCGCUGUACGGUACCCCGGGAGCAGAUAAUGCAGAUCUCUUCGGCAUCCAUGMCCUCCUCUCGCAAUCCAYCGCMCCCGCCGCAGGCACCAUUUUUGGUCUCGCAUUACUGCUCUCAGGUCUAUCUGCAGGCAUCAUCUGCACAAUAGCCGGACAAAUGGUCAGCGAGGGCAUGAUAAACUGGACCUUCCGACCAUGGGUACGCAGAUUACUUACCCGCGUUAUCAGUAUCGUGCCGAGUGUUAUUAUAGCUGCCUCCGUGGGCCGGCAGGGGUUGAGCACGGCGUUGACAGCAUCCCAGGUGGUGCUGAGUGUUAUAUUACCAUUUGUCAUUGCGCCGCUCAUCUAUUUCACGGCCAGAAACAAGUUUAUGACUGUCCGAAACGAAAGCGUCGAUCUGUCGGAGUUGAACACUAACGCCGAGCAAGCGCAGUCGCAGCCCCAAGAAACGGCUUUUAAAAUGAGGAAUAGUUGGCCUGUGUCGGUGUUGGCGUUGAUAAUUUGGGCUGCUAUAACUGUCAUGGAUGUUGCUGCGCUGGUGUUGAUUGGCCUGGGAUUGGCGUAA